AUGAAUAAAUCAAAACUAUAUCUAGAUCGUGAAAAUCAAUAUGCUCAUGAAAUUUUAAAAAAUAUUGAACAAUAUAAUGUUUAUAAAACACCAUCUUUAGAAAAUAUCAAUAAAUCUGAUUGUAUUGAUGAUAUUUUAAAGAAUAAUACAGAAAAAACAUCAAGUCAAGUAUUUGAAGAAUUUAAAACUAUUGUAAAAUAUUGCAAAGAUAACAAUGUUUGUAUAUCUGAUGAUAAAUUUGAUGAAUUUAUUGAUACAUUUACAGAAAAAUGCCAUUAUUUUACUGAUGAAGAAUUAAUUGAAAGUUUAAAUUAUAUGGCAUUUUUGCCCGCAACUCCAUUUAUUUAUUAUAAAAAUUUUAUGGAAUUAUGGUUAGCAUUAGAUGAAGCAACAUGUGCUCGCUUAGAAAAAUGGGAUCUAAAUAAAGUUCUAUAUGUAUGUGAAUGUUGGUAUUCAUUUAGUAUGGCUAGAAAAAGUGAAUUUGUUUGGUUAAGUUUAAGGAAAUUUGGUCGAAAAAUUAAAAAAUUAAGUAAAAUUGAAAUGGUACAUUCAUUAUUCUUUUGUAAUUUAGUAAGAAAACCAUUAAUUGAGAUGUUUGAUUAUGAAAUAGCAUGGAAAAAACAUUUUAAUGAAAUGACUAUUGAAGAGAUAAGUAUUAUGUCGAUGGGAUUUUUUAAAACUAAAACUAAAAUUCGUAGUCCAGAAUUGGCUGAUAAAAUAUACGAGCGCUUAAUAAAUGAAUUAGAAAAUGUAAUCAAUAAACCUAUUUGUUUGGUUAAUAUUUUAAAAAUUCUAAGAUAUUCAUCAGGAAUUCCACAAAGAGACAUUAUGAAUCAUUUAUUAGAAAAACUUUGUCCAUUCAUCGAUAAUUUUCAAUUAGUAACUUGUUUACAUAUCGCUUUAUUAGGCUGCGAUAUGCAACAGUGUCAUGAUAAAUGUAUUGAAUUAAUAAUGAAUCGAUUCAACAGAGAUAUCACAGAAGCUAGAUUGAAGGAUUUGGAACGAAUAACACAUGCUAUGUCAUUAUAUAACAUAUCAGAUAGUAGCGGCGUUAAAAAUGAACUUUGUCAAAAAAUUAUGGAAGAAAUACCAAAAAGAAUUAAUGAAAUUGUUUUGCAUCCACAAUGUUUUGCUGCUUGUUUGCAUUACAUGACUUUAUGUGGUCAUCAUAAUGAAGAUUUUAUAAAUAUAGUCCUGGAUCAAAGAUAUAUGAGACAUGCUUACGGUAGGAAUUUAAUGCUUGGCCGUGAAGUAUUUUGUUUAGAUUCCUUUACUAGAAUUAAUUUGGCUGGAAAAUACAAUGGUACUCAAUUGACUGAUAAGAACCGUGCAACAAUGGGAAAAUUAUUGACAAAUUACAUCCCCGAAAAAAAUUCAAAAUAUAAAUUAAACCAAACGGAUAAGAUUCUGUUAGAGGUUAAAGAUUCCUGUCAGAAAAUAUUUAAAUUCUGUUCUAUUAAACAUAUUCUUCCACAUUUUCAACGACCCGAUAUUGUACUAUGUUAUGACAAGUCAAAAAAAGAAGCCAUCAAUUUAGAAGAUAGUUCUAUAGAGGAUUACACUGGUAUAAUUCUAACUAGAGAAAAUAUGUUUAAUGAUGGCAUAGAAAAAGAAAAUAUCACAACAAUAGCAAUAGUAAUAGCAGGCUGGAAUAAUUAUGUUAGAGGAUUUGAAAGAUAUACUGGUAUAAUGGAGAUGAAAUUAAAACAGCUACAACUUUUAAACCAUAAAUACGUAGUUAUACCCUGGCAUGAAUGGAAAGAUCUUCAGGGUAGAGAUGAUAGAGAGAGAUAUUUAAAAAGAAAAUUAAUACCUCUAACAGAGCUUUCAAAAUAGCAGUAAUAUACAUAAUUUACAAAUAAAUACUUUUAUUGUAUUUAAGUAGAAUAUCCUAAUAAUAUUUUAUACAAAAAUUUCAAUUUUUCUAACUAAUUUUGAAACAAUAUAUUAUUUGAAGGUA
Molecule: messenger RNA, 1960 nt
Organism: Condylostylus longicornis
Lineage: Eukaryota; Metazoa; Arthropoda; Insecta; Diptera; Dolichopodidae
Exons: 3
Coding region: 1-1836 (611 amino acids)
Source: RefSeq, a predicted model, not a curated record